UUACUUGUGUUUUUCCUCCAAUUAACGCAAUGCAUAAUAACAGAUAUCAUAAGAAAAAUUUUAUAUAUUAAGGAAGCACAACGUACAAAAAUGGUGGCGUUUACCGAGAAGUUGGGGGUUUGUGAUAGUGUUGGAUUGGUGGCAACGAUAUGGCGAAAAUUAAAAAAGUUUGGUGUGGAUUCUCUUCCAAAGAUUUGUUUCCCAUGGUCAUGCCUUGUGCCCCAUUAUCAUCAUCAUGAUUGCCAUUAUCAUCGGCCAUGUGUCGAAGUCUCGGGGCCACGUGAUAAAGGCCCUCCAGUGAAAGUUGAAUUAAGGAUAUGGCCAACUCAGUCUGUGCUCUUCCCUUGCGGUUGCGACAUCGAUGCUCAGGAAAAAGUUUGGUUAGUAGAUGUUAUCGGCUUCUCUGUUGGCUCGUUUCUGUAUCGUUGGCAGUUGGUUUUCUUGUUGAUUAACUUUGCCAGUGGUAGAGAACACUUCGUUUCUUCUCCUUGUUUGUAAAUUUUCCUUCUAUUCAAAUUAAUGAAAACCCUUUCUACAAAAAAAAGAAGAAAAAAGAAUUAAGGAUAUGGAUCAACAUU
Messenger RNA from Raphanus sativus (radish), 578 nucleotides. RefSeq lists its product as uncharacterized. The record is from RefSeq and is a predicted model, not a curated record. The transcript is spliced from 2 exons. The coding region runs from base 91 to 498 and encodes 135 amino acids. NCBI's taxonomy places the organism in Eukaryota, Viridiplantae, Streptophyta, Magnoliopsida, Brassicales, Brassicaceae.